Spodoptera exigua (beet armyworm) is the source of this 1137-nucleotide messenger RNA. The record is from the annotation of a GenBank genome assembly. NCBI's taxonomy places the organism in Eukaryota, Metazoa, Arthropoda, Insecta, Lepidoptera, Noctuidae.
AUCGUGCGUAUCGGCCGCGCUCACCCGCGCGCCCGCCUCCAGCCGCCAGUUGCCGCGGCGAACUCUAGUCGCGUAGACCGUUGUGCCGCGACGCGAUUUUAUUCAAAACGCCUACUGUCAAAAUGCAGAGGAAACUGGUAUUAUCUGAUCAAUCACUAAAGAAACUCAUUAAAGAAGUGAAAAAGAGAGAAUGUCUGUGGAAUCCACAUCACGAACGUUACAACGAUAGGUAUCGAAUGGCCAAGGCUUGGAUGGAGAUUGCGGAAUUAAUGGAACUACCAGAGGAUCGUCUCCGAGUGAAGUGGAAGAAUCUCCGAGACCUGUACAAAAAGGAAGUCAAAAAGUUCGGUUCAGUAAAUUACACCGGGAAAUGGAGACAUUAUAAUGCGAUGAAGUUUCUUAAUAAGGUCACGGAGAACUCGAAAACAGAUGAACAAAAUGAAGAUCAGACUAAUAAAGACAAUGAAGCCGAAAGAGAGGGAAGCAAAGUAGCUACGAAAGAAGAAUUGACAGAUGAUGACUUUGAUUUCGUAGAUGAUCAAGAAAAUGUUACUGCUGGCAGUCACGAAGCAGAAGUAUACUUCGAUCAGGGGUACGAGGAAGACCCAAUACCUGAUAAAAUGCCCAAACUUGCAGACGAAGACUACGAUUUGAUGUUCUUGAAAUCCUUAGCACCGUAUUUUAGGCAAUUGGAUCCAAUAAGGAAGCUGGUUGUAAGGAGUAAGAUGCAGGAUAUGCUGCUGAAUGAGAUCGCGGCCCAGGCGUCGGCGAACCAGUUCCAUUCGAAGAAGAGUUAGUAUUUAAAAGUGAUUGUGUGUAUAGUACAGAGAAAAAACCUACAUAAGUACAAGUCUAAAGUGAGUGAAUUUGUUUAGUAAGUAGGUCUUAAUACCGAUAUCUGUGUCUUUAUCAACCUCGCAAUAAUGGUACGACAAAGCUUAGGACCAAAUAAUACGAUAUGUUGGUUAAGUUUAGUGAGUUAUAUUAUGAAAAGUUAAAAGAAUAUUACAGCUAAGGCAAGUACUAUUUGUACGUAAUUGAAAUGAAAAAUUUAUGGAAAUAAAGAAAAUGAAAUGCUUUAAGAUAAAUCAUAUCCUUACGUAAAUGAUUAUACCUAUACAUAUAAGUUGUUCUUAC